AAAAAAAAAAAAGCACUUUUGGCUUUCAGUUAUUUCUCGAUUACUAGAAAGAAUUAUCAUUUCUCGUAUUUAUUGUUAAUUAUUUUCAUUUGCUUUACUUCUCUUCUGUUUUUCAAACUUUGAAAAAAAAAAAAUUUUAAAAUGGUUGAUGUUGCCGGGAAUGUUGGGGGUGCGGUGAGUCCUGUCCUUCAACUUGCCAAGUGGUUGGCUGCUCCGAUUUGUCGUCAAUUUAAGUACUUGUUCAACUACACUACCAAUUUCAAAAAUCUGGAAAUGGAAGUUGGUAAGUUGAAGAAUACAAGAGAUGAAGUUGAGCGUAAGAUUAUUGCUGCUGAAAGAAAUGUGGAAGUGAUCAAACAAAAUGUUAAGGACUGGCAGAAAAAUGUGGAGGAGACCAUUACUAAAGCAGAGCAAUUGAUUCAAGAGAAAGAAAACAACUCGCGUUGUUUCAAGGGAUUGUCCCCCAACUUCAUCAUCCACUACAAACAAAGCAGGAAAGCUUUUAAAUUGAAGCGGGAUGGUAUCGAUCCACUCCUCCAGCAAGAAAGGGAAUUGAGUCCAGUUUCCUAUCAAACUAAUCCACCAGAGAUCUGGCUUAGAUCUAGUGAAAAUUAUUUGGCUUUUGAAUCAAGAAACUCCACUGUAAAGAAUGUAUGGGAUGCUUUAAAUGAUGAGAAUGUCUUCAUGAUUGGUGUUUAUGGGAUGGGUGGUCUUGGGAAGACCACGCUUGUAGAGGAACUUGGUAGGAAAGCCGAGAAGGAUAAGCUCUUUGAGGACAUUGUUUUUCUUGAGGUUUCAGAGUCUCCUGAUGUAAAGAAGAUUCAGACAACAAUUGGAAACAAAUUGGGUCUAAAAUUCAAAAACGAAAACGAAAGUGAAAUGGCAAAUAAGAUAUAUUCAAGAAUGAAGGACAAGAAUAUUCUUCUAAUUCUAGAUAACAUUUGGAAACCUCUAGAAUUUGAAAAGACUAUGGGAAUUCCUUGCGGAGCUGAUCGCGGAAGAAAUAAACUUUUGUUCACAACAAGAAACUUAGAUGUAUUGGAGAGGAUGGGUUCCACAAAUAAUAUCGGGAUGGGCAUUUUAAAUGAAGGAGAAGCUUGGACCCUAUUCACCAAAAUGGCAGCCUUGACAGGUAGAUUUGUUGCAAAACUUUUAUUUGUAUCUUUUAUUGCUUAACUCAUAAAAUAUUAAAGUAAUUAUUUGUCAUUAAAAAAUAAACUUAUUUAUGA
This is a messenger RNA of Mangifera indica (mango), 1229 nucleotides long. RefSeq names its product disease resistance protein RFL1-like. The coding region runs from base 142 to 1176 and encodes 344 amino acids. The transcript has 2 exons. The record is from RefSeq and is a predicted model, not a curated record. NCBI's taxonomy places the organism in Eukaryota, Viridiplantae, Streptophyta, Magnoliopsida, Sapindales, Anacardiaceae. Gene Ontology annotation, molecular function: ADP binding.